This is a messenger RNA of Pangasianodon hypophthalmus (striped catfish), 1572 nucleotides long. RefSeq names its product peroxisomal biogenesis factor 19 (gene pex19). The record is from RefSeq and is a predicted model, not a curated record. Lineage: Eukaryota; Metazoa; Chordata; Actinopteri; Siluriformes; Pangasiidae. Gene Ontology annotation, cellular component: peroxisomal membrane; peroxisome. Bases 88 to 927 code for a protein of 279 amino acids. Gene Ontology annotation, biological process: protein import into peroxisome membrane. The transcript has 8 exons.
GGAUCAAGACGAUCAACGGGUCGACUCGAGUCACAUGACCCCUACGUCAUCUCUCCGCGACACCGCAGCUUGUCAUUGCAGUGCGAGAUGGCGUCGCAAUCUGAAAACACGGCUGCAGCAGACGCAGAACUGGAUGAAUUAUUGGACAGUGCACUGGAUGACUUUGAGAAGACGAAUGCUCCUCUUGAAGCCCCCAGUGCAGAAGCGAAGACGGGGCAGAAGCCACCUCUGCUGGAGGACAGUCAGUUCUUCGAGUCUCUGUUUGAAGGAGAGAUGGCUCACCAGGCGAAGGAGGAGUGGGAGAGAGCGAUGGCUGAGCUUGCACAGGAAGAACCCGAGCUGAUCGAGCAGUUCCACAAACUGUCCGAGGCUGCCGGGAAAGUGGGUACUGAUGCAGCUUCUCAGCAAGAAUUCGCUUCCUGCCUCAAAGACACGCUGAGCGGUUUGGCCAAAAACGCAGAUAAUCUGCAGGCCACCGGAUUGGCCGGAGAGGAUCUGGCUAAAACAUUAGAAGGGCUGGGAUUGGAGGAGAAUAGUGAAGGGGGUGGAGAAGAUGGAAAUAUCCUCCCCAUCAUGCAGUCCAUCAUGCAGAACCUUCUGUCCAAAGACGUGCUGUAUCCAUCACUCAAGGAGAUCACAGAGAAGUACCCUGAGUGGUUGCACAGUAACAGACAGUCGCUCUCGGCUGAGGACGUCCAGAGGUACGAGCAGCAGCACAGGAUCAUGGGAGAAAUCUGCAGCCAGUUUGAGAGCGACGGAGAUGCACAGAGCAGCUUUGAGAACAUUCUGGAGCUCAUGCAGAAGCUGCAGGAUUUGGGUCACCCCCCGAAGGAAUUGGCUGGAGAAGCGCCCCCUGGUCUGAACUUUGACCCGGAGUCUCUUCAUCUUCCUGGAGUAGCAGGGGCGGAGCAGUGCUCGAUCAUGUGACCCCAGUGAGGCGGAGAUGUUAGCAGUAUAAAGAUGAUACAAUGUUGAUAGUGUGUGUGUGUGUGUGUGUGUGUGUGUGUACAGACUAAUUAACAUGAAAUACUGCCUUUAAUUAGACAGAAUAAUAAUUCACCUCACAUUAGUCAGUUUACACAAUAAAAUCGGUUACUUAUUUUAGCUAAGGUUACUGUUACUAGAUGUUUGCUAACAUGUUUGCUAACUUUAGGUAAACUACUGUUGUGUAAUUAAAUGCAAGUAUUUUAUCCAGGUAAAAUUCGCUAUUUUAUGCUAAUCAGUACACGGAGCUGAAUAAACACCUUGUGGUGAUGUCACAUGACCAAGUGAUUUGAUUGGCUGAUGGAAUUUACUAUAAGCUCCGCCCAUGCUGAUGCAGGUACACCUGUCAGUAAUGUACUAUAAUAGAUAGAAAAAUCUGAUCGUUAUUCCAUCUAACGGUUUUAUAUACAUCAUUCUUCAGAAAAAUGUGUGAUUUUACAACACUAACGGUGAAGCCUUUAAGUGCAGGUGUGUGUGUGUGUGUGUGUGUGUGUGAGAGAGAGAGAAAUUCUAUUCCUUUAAAUGUUAAUAAAAUGUGGUUUAUUCCUCCUGAUGUUUAGAAUGAUUAAAAGUGGUGUGUGUGUUUAA